Polychytrium aggregatum is the source of this 1876-nucleotide messenger RNA. RefSeq lists its product as uncharacterized. Gene Ontology annotation, molecular function: protein binding. NCBI's taxonomy places the organism in Eukaryota, Fungi, Chytridiomycota, Chytridiomycetes, Polychytriales. Bases 206 to 1534 code for a protein of 442 amino acids. The record is from RefSeq and is a predicted model, not a curated record. The transcript is spliced from 5 exons.
GAUCGCACUGCUCGAGAGACCACCGCCUGCCCCUCCCGUUGGCCAUAUCCCCUCGGUCUCCCUCGGUCUCCUGGAUCCGUGGCUGCCGGGUCUCCCUCGCCGCCUCUGCCUCUGUUUCGUCUCCCCCAUCUGCCACACCUUCACCACCUGCGGUGUCUCCGUAUCCAUCUGCAGCGUUUCUCUGCCUGGUCUCUGCCUGCCCAUCAUGAGCAGCGUCUACGUCUACAACUCUUCGUCGGCCACCCAGACCGAGAUUCUGGAGUUUUCUCCACCGGAUGGAUGCAUCCAGCUCCACCCUAAAGCGCUGGCGGGCACAGGAAACUGCGACAACAUAAUGGGCAACUACUUUGUCCACACCUCGGUCAUCCGCACCGUUACCGGGUCGACCCAGUCGGUCACCAACCUGAAGGGCCUGCUGCAGCUGAUCGAGCAGGUCGAGAACCCCAACGGAAGCGACACCAGUUUCUGGCGGGUGCUUGGUGGCCCCAUGUUCGAGAUCUUCAAGGACGUCUGCAAAACGAGCAACGUCAGCCAGUACUAUAACCCCUACCAAUUUGCCAGCAACAUUCGUUAUUUUCGAGAGCACAUGUGCCAGGGCCUUGUGAUGGCCACAAACCGGACAAACUACUGCCCCCAGCGUAACCGCACUUGUCCUCGCCUCGAAACCUUUGCCUUCCGCGACUCGCUCGUCUACUCGACACAGCAGCUCUACAGCGGCUGCCAAGCGAACGUUACCAAUGCAGACACCGGCGCCCUCUCGCAAAUCCUCAACAGCUACGUCCCCUCGCAGAUCUUUGAUAUUUCUGUUACGGGGCAAUGCACGCUCUCUGAAGUCCUCGAAUCUCCUGAGCACUGCGGCCUUAUCGACUACUCAAUGCAACCUCAGCCUAUGGCCUCGGUCGAUUCGAGUGGCUCUGCCGGCGUCACCCUAUUUCCCCCGCUCUCCAACGAUGCUUUACAUGACAUCUGCCAGAGCAACCCCACUUCCAUGAGUGGCGGCUGCUGCUCUCGUCUAUCAAGUGCCGACCGACAAACCCAAACCACCCAGGACAACCAAGCCAUCCAGCUCAGCACAACAACCAUCAUCGCCAUCGUCGUUGGCUCCUCCAUCGCCAUAGCCCUCUUAUCCUAUCUUGGUGUGUACAUCUACAGGCGGGGACAAAGAUCGUCACAGAAGCUCGCACGGGCAAAGCAUGACAAGGACGCUAUCGAACUUCAGCUCGCGCAGGAGAUUGUCCGGCCCGUCACCAGCACCACAUUCAGCACAAAAUGGCGAGUCCGGCUAACGUACAAAGCUCGGCGAGAGGACGAGAUCGAUUUGAACGCUGGCGACUUGGUGGUGCUGCUCAGUGUCUUCAACGACGGCUGGGGCCAUGGGCUGAACGAGAACACUCAGCAAGUCGGCACACUGCCGAUCGCUGCGCUGGAAAUCACUGAGGACGAAGUCACGCGCUACAUGCUCCGGAAAAGCGAGGACACCUCCAUGAAAGAUGAGAGUCUGUUGGUCAAGAAGGAGGCGACCUAUCGGAUUUAGUUUGGCGACCGGUCUGCGCCGUCCGUGAUCCUUUCCAACUCAUGGUCAACACUUGCGGCCAGCUACCUUCAGUCGCAUCCGCUUUGUUGGCUCCAAGCACAUCUUCCCAACCAGACGCCCCCGCUGCAUCUUCAGGCUCUUCUUCUUGGUCUGCUCCUGAUGCUAGGCAGUAUGUGGCGUGUCCUGGCACCGUAUUGUCUGCCGCUCGAACCGCUGUUCAAUAUACACGAUCUUGUUCUGCCAUGGCGGCGGUGGCUGACCCUUCAUGAGAAUACUGGCUCUGCCAUGGUGCUGGCUCGACACCCGCAUGCCACAGGCGAGACAAUGAUCUUUCUCAUCUUC